GCAAGCGAGCGAGCACGAAAAUGUGAUCGCGCCUCGGUCGUCCUCAACGUACCGUCCGACAACAUCCCCAGCCAGGAGCUGCAGCCCGUGACACGAAUUUCGAGGUUUCGACGGACCGUACACAGUGUAACGAGGGGCUGUUUCUUUGGUGAUUUGUUGUGCUGGUGGUGGUGGUGGUUUCGAGGAUUUCGCAGGACUCUGGCGGUACAGGCGUGUACGUCAAUCGAGGCAGUUCUGUGACUUUCCGAGUACAAACGAUAACAAAGACAAAGGAGAGAAACAAUUAAAUAAACUGUUAGGUUUAGUAAAGACGAAACGUGGUUAGUUAAAGUUUAGCCGAUGGUGAUCAUAACGUCGAGCAAGGACUCUCUUCGAGAACGAGCCUUAGAGGGACAGCCAUCGCAAAAGAUGAAGCUGCACGAAAAAAAGGAGUCCAACAUCCACAGGGUGAAGGAGGUGCAGCUCGAGGAGCUCGAGCUCGGCCGAGAGUACAACGUUGAAAAGAGCCUCGGCGAGGGUAGCUUCGCGAAAAUCUUGCUGGCCACCCAUCGUCGGACCCAGACCCGCGUCGUCCUCAAGGCCGUCCACGAGGAGCUUACCAGCGAGCGCGACUUUUACCGGGAGUUUCACUACUCGUACCACCUGAGCCCCCACCCCAACAUCCUGUCCUCGUACGCCGUGGCUUUUCGCGCCGACAACUGCUACUGCUUCGCCCAGGAGUACGCCCCGUACGGUGAUCUCGCGGCCAACGUGCGCCAAGGCGGACUCAGCGAGGACACCUGCAAGAGGAUAGCCGCCCAGUUGGCCUCGGCCCUCGACUUUGUCCACUCGAAGCAGCUCGCCCACCGGGACGUCAAACUCGAGAACGUCCUCGUCUUCGAGAAGGACAUGUCCAAGGUGAAGCUCUGCGACUUUGGGUGCACGAAACGCGAGGGCACCCUCGUCAGCAAGCUCAGGUGCACCUGGGUGCCCUUCCUACCCCCGGAGAUACACGAGAUCGUGAAGAACGAGAGGUACACGUGCAAAAGGAGCGCCGAUUGUUGGCAAUUCGCCAUAGUCCUGUUCGUUUGUUUGACGGGCAAUCCGCCCUGGCAGAGCGCCGAUCCCAUCCAGGACCCCGACUACUCGGCCUUUCAAAAGUGGCUCAAGCGCCGCACCACCAAAAUCCCGGUGGGCUUCCGGCGCUUCAGUCCCCGGCUGUUGCGCUACUUCCGGCGCGUCUUCGAGCACAAGCCCGACAAGCGGCCCGCCGUCACCGAGAUCAACAAGUACCUCAAGGACGCGUGGUGGGCCCCGAGCAAGCAGCACCACCUGCUCAGCCACAGCGCGACCUCGACCUCGGUCGACGCGAGCGAGAACUUUCCCGGGGUCAGGCGGGCCGACAGUCUCCUCUACCUGAACACCAUCGUGGACGAGCGCCACAACGCCUGCGACGAGAACAAGAACCGGCUGAGGCGGCUUUUGAACAGCUACGGCCUCGAAACCACCCUCGACCAAAGGGACAUGACCAAGAGGGUCUGGGAGUGGGUCAUGCAGUGCGACUCGAGCCUACAGGGGGACUCGUCGGGGUUGAUCGGGCUGUCGGAUUGCGGCUCCAUUUGAGUGGGCAUCAACAAGUCCCUCAGCGAGCCUCGCCUCGCGGACAAGCCGCCCGUCAGCCGGAGCUGCAGCUGCAUCGAUAUUCCGGCCGGGGAGCCUCGAGCCCUCGCCCCACCGCACGCCCAUGGACUCCGGUACGAGUUGUUUUAGUGCGAAAGACUAUAUCGGGAUCGCUCGUGUCCGUGUACAUAUAUAUUAAUUACCACAUACUGGUAUACAUAGUUGGCCGUUGCUCUUCUUCUAGUUGUUGUUGUUAUAUACUGUUGUUCCUUCGUGUUGUUAUUAGCUGUUGGUCGGAGCCAAAGGUUUUUCUUUUUUUCGUUUGUUUACUUUAUUUUAUUUUUUUUAUUUUUUUUUUGUU
Copidosoma floridanum is the source of this 1960-nucleotide messenger RNA. It is a transcript of the gene meng, whose product is annotated as serine/threonine-protein kinase meng-po. NCBI's taxonomy places the organism in Eukaryota, Metazoa, Arthropoda, Insecta, Hymenoptera, Encyrtidae. The record is from RefSeq and is a predicted model, not a curated record. Gene Ontology annotation, biological process: protein phosphorylation. Gene Ontology annotation, molecular function: ATP binding; protein serine/threonine kinase activity.